Messenger RNA from Onychomys torridus (southern grasshopper mouse), 225 nucleotides. Its product is annotated as protein ZNF738-like. NCBI's taxonomy places the organism in Eukaryota, Metazoa, Chordata, Mammalia, Rodentia, Cricetidae. The transcript has 2 exons. Bases 1 to 225 code for a protein of 74 amino acids. The record is from RefSeq and is a predicted model, not a curated record. Gene Ontology annotation, biological process: regulation of DNA-templated transcription.
AUGGGAAAAGACGGUGAAGACUUCAGAGGGAAACGCAUUGCCUUCAUGAUUCUUGAACACAAGCAAAGUCCAUUGGCAUUCAAGGAUGUGGCCAUCUAUUUCUCCAAGGAGGAAUGGGAAUGCCUGGACACAGCUCAGAGGGAUUUGUACAGAGAAGUCAUGUUGGAGAACUACAGCAACCUGGUUUCUGUAGGUGAGAAUAAAUUCUUCCAUGAUUGCUGCUAA